This is a messenger RNA of Protobothrops mucrosquamatus (brown spotted pit viper), 1927 nucleotides long. RefSeq names its product membrane-associated guanylate kinase, WW and PDZ domain-containing protein 2-like. The record is from RefSeq and is a predicted model, not a curated record. Lineage: Eukaryota; Metazoa; Chordata; Lepidosauria; Squamata; Viperidae. Gene Ontology annotation, cellular component: cytoplasm; dendrite. Gene Ontology annotation, biological process: signal transduction; receptor clustering. Gene Ontology annotation, molecular function: type II activin receptor binding; beta-1 adrenergic receptor binding; signaling receptor complex adaptor activity. The transcript is spliced from 11 exons. The annotation marks the transcript as partial.
AUGAGCAACCUGGCUAAGGAGAGAGGCGUUGUAGAUAAGGAUCUCCGUCACUACCUCAACCUGCGGUUCCAGAAGGGAUCAGUCGAUCACGAGCUUCAGCAGAUCAUCCGAGACAACCUCUACCUCCGAACGGUCCCCUGCACUACAAGGCCUCAUAAGGAGGGGGAAGUUCCUGGGGUGGAUUAUAUUUUCAUCACUGUUGAAGAUUUUAUGGAACUGGAGAAAAGUGGUGCUCUUCUAGAAAGUGGAACCUAUGAAGAUAAUUACUACGGUACCCCCAAGCCUCCACCAGAGCCAGUCCCACUGCUAUUAAAUGUCACAGAUCAGAUCCUCCCAGGUGCCACGCCCAGUUCGGAAGGCAAACGGAGAAGGAACAAGUCAGUGAGCAACAUGGAAAAAAUGGGCAUUGAUCCUCCAGAGGAAGAAGAGGAAGAGAAAGCAGUGGUCAAUGGCAACGGCAUGGCAAUCACACCAGAGUCAAGUGAACAUGAGGAGAAGAGCACGGGUGCCUCAGGAGAAACUCCAUCUCAGCCUUAUCCUGCUCCUCUUUAUAGCCAGCCGGAAGAAGUGAAAGAGGAGAUGGAUGUAACCAAGCAGCCCAAAAUUGAAGAAAACGACGAACUGGGGCCCUUGCCAGAUAACUGGGAAAUGGCUUACACAGAGAAAGGGGAAGUCUACUUUAUUGAACCUGAAUGGUCAAUUUCCUCUCCCCAUACAGAUCUUAAUCUAAUGGGUUGGAUCCAAAGAUUCCCUUCUUUCAAUGGAGGAAGAUUUCCUCUGACAAAGGAAGAGAAUGAAGAAUUGCCCUACGGCUGGGAGAAAAUUGACGAUCCCAUUUAUGGCACUUAUUAUGUGGACCACAUAAAUAGGAGGACCCAAUUUGAAAAUCCUGUUUUGGAAGCCAAAAGGAAGUUACAACAGCGUACCAUGCCCAACGCAGAACUUGGAAUCAAGGCUAUGCCAGCCCAAAGUUUCAGAGUAGACAACGCCUCAUCAACUUUACCUAGGCCCAAUCUCGUUCACCCGCGCCUUGCUCCUAAGAGGUCUCGUAGUGUGAGCGACCUAUCUCAAUAUCGGCGGGACAUUGCUGGAAUGUACAGGCUGUAUGAGAAACCCCUCUUCACCCGGGAUGCCUCGCAGCUCAAAGGCAACUUCCUCAGCACAACUCUGAAGAAAAGCAAUAUGGGCUUCGGAUUUACCAUCAUCGGUGGGGAUGAGCCCGACGAAUUCCUCCAGGUCAAGAGCGUCAUCCCGGACGGGCCGGCGGCACAAGACGGCAAGAUGGAAACCGGUGAUGUUAUUGUCUACAUUAAUGAAGUAUGCGUCCUUGGACAUACCCACGCGGACGUCGUCAAACUCUUCCAGUCUGUUCCCAUUGGUCAGAGUGUCAACCUGGUGCUAUGUCGUGGAUACCCUUUGCCCUUUGACCCUGAAGAUCCUGCCAACAGCAUAGUGCCACCACUCACCAUGAUGGAGAGGCCUCCGGUCGUCAUCAACGGAAGACAUAACUAUGAAACUUAUUUGGAAUACAUUUCUAGAACUUCCCAGUCUGUUCCGGAUAUAACAGAUCGGCCGCCACAUUCUUUGCAUUCCAUUCCAGCAGAGAGUCAGCUUGAUAGCACAUUCCCACCACCCCUCCAUGAUGACAACAUCUCCAUGGCCUCGUCAGGAGCCACUCAAGCUGAACUCAUGACCUUAACCAUUGUGAAAGGGGCCCAGGGCUUCGGCUUCACCAUAGCAGACAGUCCCACAGGACAGAGGGUGAAGCAAAUCUUAGAUGUUCAGGGCUGCCCUGGUUUAUGUGAAGGUGACCUCAUUGUCGAGAUCAACCAGCAGAAUGUACAGAACAUGAGCCAUGCCGAAGUAGUGGAUAUACUUAAAGAAUGUCCGGUUGGCAGCGAGACUUCUUUGUUUAUCCAUAGAGGAG